Messenger RNA from Paramecium tetraurelia, 786 nucleotides. RefSeq lists its product as uncharacterized. The record is from RefSeq and is a predicted model, not a curated record. NCBI's taxonomy places the organism in Eukaryota, Ciliophora, Oligohymenophorea, Peniculida, Parameciidae. The transcript has a single exon.
AUGGCUUUCAUAUUUAACACAACUGCAAUCAACAUCAACUAAAAGAAAAAAUGCGAUUGCAUAUCAUACCUAAAUGAUUUUGAAUGCAAUUUAAAUUAAUAAUGUAUGUGGAUCAACUCCGCUUGUUAAACCAAAACAUGCUCUUAAUUUUAUUAUCCAUUUUAAUGUAAGAGUUCGCAAGGAUGCUUUUACAAUCCUAAGGAUAAUACUUGUGGAGUUUAUGCAGAGUGUAGUCAAUUGACUGCAACAUCCUAAUAAGAUUGUGAGUCGCAAUCAUACUAUUGCGGAUUAUAUAAUACUACAUCGAAAGUAUGCUAAAGCUUGCCUCUGAAUGCAUGUCCCCAAUAUACAGUAUAAUAAGAAUGCUUGUAUUCUGGUUAAGGUUAAUUAUGUUUAUGGAGUGAUAAUUAAUGUUAAGAUUUUAAUUGCUCUCUAAUAAAUACUUAAUCUUAGUGUUAAACCUAUAAUUUAUAUUGCACUUGGAUGAUUAACACUCAAUAAUGUGUUACAGCUACCUGUGAUAAUAAAGCUCCAUCCGAAUGUACAUUAUUUUUAUCCAAAAAUGGUAAUAACACUGAUAUUUAACCUUGUUAUGUUGAUUAUUCAGCAACACCAGCAAAAUGUCGGGAUGCUUCAUUGUCUGAUUUAUCGGCAUACACAUGCAGCUUAAAUACAUUGAAUUAUGCACUAUGGAAUAAUGGGAACUUGCAUAGUGGAAGUUGUGAACUUUGCUAUGCCCCUUUAAUUUAAAUCAUCAUUCUAGCGAUAUUAAUUAUGAUUUAAUGA